Messenger RNA from Myotis myotis, 1433 nucleotides. RefSeq names its product NK3 homeobox 2 (gene NKX3-2). The record is from RefSeq and is a predicted model, not a curated record. NCBI's taxonomy places the organism in Eukaryota, Metazoa, Chordata, Mammalia, Chiroptera, Vespertilionidae. Gene Ontology annotation, molecular function: DNA-binding transcription factor activity, RNA polymerase II-specific; RNA polymerase II cis-regulatory region sequence-specific DNA binding. The transcript has 2 exons. The coding region runs from base 1 to 1005 and encodes 334 amino acids. Gene Ontology annotation, biological process: regulation of transcription by RNA polymerase II; cell differentiation. Gene Ontology annotation, cellular component: nucleus.
AUGGCCGUGCGCGGCGCCAACACCUUGACGCCCUUCUCCAUCCAGGCGAUCCUCAACAAGAAAGAGGAGCGCGGCGGACUACCCGCGCCGGACGGGCGCCGGGUACCCGGGGGCACACCGGUAGCAGUGGCUGGGGCGCCUGCUGUCUGCUGCUGGCGGCUCUUUGGGGAGAACGACGCGGGCGCUCUGGGGGGCGCCGAGGACUCUCUGCUGGCGUCGCCUGCCGGGACCAGAAUGGCUGCGGGGCGGACCGCGGAGAGCCCGGGUGGCUGGGACUCGGACUCGGCGCUGAGCGAGGACAACGAGGGCGGGCGGCGCUGCGCUGACGCGCCUAGGGCCAGUCGCGCCGGCCGUGCGGGAGGGACCCUGGGCCUCAUCCAGCCGGUCUGCGAGCUGCCCGCCGCCAAGGACCUGGAGGAGGAAGCCGUGGGCCGGAGCGACAGCGAGAUGUCCGCCAGCGUCUCAGGCGACCGCAGCCCGAGGGCGGAGGACGACGGUGUUGGCCCGGAAGGCGCCCGCGUGCCCGCGCUGUGCAGCGGGGCGGGAGGCGGCAGCGGCGGCGGCGGGCCGGCGGGCGGCGCGGAGGAGGAGGAGGAGCCGGUGGCGCCGAAGCCGCGCAAGAAGCGCUCGCGGGCCGCCUUCUCCCACGCGCAGGUCUUCGAGCUGGAGCGCCGCUUCAACCACCAGCGCUACCUGUCUGGGCCCGAGCGCGCCGACCUGGCCGCGUCGCUGAAGCUCACUGAGACGCAGGUGAAGAUCUGGUUCCAGAACCGUCGCUACAAGACCAAGCGCCGGCAGAUGGCUGCCGACCUGCUGGCCUCCGCGCCCGCAGCCAAGAAGGUGGCGGUGAAGGUGCUGGUGCGCGACGACCAGAGACAGUACCUGCCCGGCGAGGUGCUGCGGCCGCCCUCGCUGCUGCCGCUGCAGCCCUCCUACUACUACCCUUACUAUUGCCUCCCGGGCUGGGCGCUUUCUACGUGCGCAGCCGCCGCGGGCACCCAGUGAGCCGGCCUGGGGCGAGGCAGCGAGUGAUCCCGGCUCCCCAGCUCCAGACGGCCGGCAGCUGACGGCUGUGCAGGUCGUGCUUUGUACAGGGGCGCCCACCCGAGGGGGCAAGUGGAGGAUCAAAUCCAGCCCUGGCUCUGCUAUCCGGGACGUGCGCCCUGGCGAUGGGACUGAGUCUGCCCGGAGGGGGCGCCUUUUUCCAAUUUGAACAGAGGCACCCAGUGGCCUAGGGGCUCUGCUCCCUCCCCGCAUCACCACCUGCCUGGAAGCCCUUAGACAUUAUUUAUUAUCGCGACAGCGUUGGAUUUGGAUUGUAUCUGCCUGGGGAUGGCGUUUCCCCGGAGUGGAGAGAACUCCUGGAGACCACAUAGCCUGAAUGCCCUGAAGUUCAGGCCCGCCGGGAGCUUCGUGCGCUAGGCCACACUAGU